This is a messenger RNA of Mytilinidion resinicola, 1577 nucleotides long. Its product is annotated as DNA repair protein Rad9. Gene Ontology annotation, cellular component: checkpoint clamp complex. The transcript has 6 exons. The record is from RefSeq and is a predicted model, not a curated record. The coding region runs from base 101 to 1399 and encodes 432 amino acids. Lineage: Eukaryota; Fungi; Ascomycota; Dothideomycetes; Mytilinidiales; Mytilinidiaceae. Gene Ontology annotation, biological process: mitotic intra-S DNA damage checkpoint signaling; DNA repair; cellular response to ionizing radiation.
CAAGCAUCACGAGAGUCCGAGAGGCGAGAUGAUGAUAGGCCGCAGUGGCCGACGGUUGUGGAAGGUCACCUAAACUCCGCAGAACUUUUCACCGCCCAUCAUGGAGACGCUCGACUUCACUCUGAAGCCGGAAGCGGCUGCAAAAAUUCAUGAGAUUCUCAUGUGCCUUGCUAAGUUCAGCGAUACCGUUGCCAUUGAAGCUCGAAGGGAGAGGUUGUCUUUCACGGCCUUAAACUCGUCCAAGUCCGCGUAUGCGUCGUGUUCCCUGGAAGGGAAGACGUUUUUCUCAACUUACGAAUGUCGUCCCAAAGAUUCUGCACCAGAUGGGCGCUUCACAUGCAGCAUGUAUAGCAAGGCCCUGCUGUCUGUAUUCAAGCCGCGCCUAGAUGACGCUCGAGGAAAAGAUACUGCCAUCGAUCGUUGUGAAGUCAGCGUGCAAGAUCGGCCAGAUAAGACUGAGUGUCGCUUUGUGGUGAAGAUGGUGUGCAACCAAGGCGUCACCAAAACCUAUAAAUUGACAUACGAGUCCGUCGAAAUCUUGCACGCGCUUUUUGACAAAAACGCAGCCAAGAAUCACUGGAGCAUUUCGUCUGGCCUACUAAGAGAGUAUAUCGAGUACUUUGGUCGCAGGACGGAACAGCUCGACAUCUAUGCUGAAGAGGAUCGAGUGGUCUUUACGAGCUUUACCGAAAAAAUCGCCAAUGGGAAAGAGAUAUUGAAACAGCCUUUGCAGACUGCCGUAGCUGUCAAUGUCUCCGACUUUGAAAAUUUCACUGCACAGGAGAGAAUGCACACCAUUAUCAGCGUAAAGGACUUCCGAGCCAUCGUCCUUCACGCAGACACUCUCAAAACUAGCUUGAAUGCCCAUUACUCUCAUCCCACGCGACCUCUACAGUUCAACUAUACGUCGGAUGGCAUGUACUGCGAGUUCACACUCAUGACUGCUGGAGAUUAUGUGGAUACACCACCACCACCACCAUCUGCAGCUCCUGUGGGACCAUCAAGGACGACAUCGAGGGGCCCAUCAACUACCACAGAGCGAUCAGAGAGUCGGAGCUUCAGACAGGACAUGCCUCCACCACCUGCGCCCACAACACGCACAUCAGCCACAUCAGCACGCCGUCUUGGCAAUUCCAGAGCUGCUAGAAAGGCACCGUCACCAGUACCCAGUGAGGACUCCGAAAGCCUCUUUGUCGGAGUAGACGAGGAUACGCAAUGGGAUCCGGCAGACUCUAGGAAUGAUGAAGAAACCCUCGGAUGGGACGCCAGUGCUGAAAACGACGCAGGAAUGUACCCAACUUUCCGAGAUAGUGGAAGUUUGGCGCGCGUUCCGGCGGAAGAGAGUGCAGACGGAGUUGCGCCGACACAGAGGAUCUCACAGAUCAAGGGGCUGUGGUAAUGCAGUGCUUUAAGGAUGCUCGCCAGAGGCAAGAUAUCACCCACACAAGCAUUAGAGAGGCAUUGCUUUGAGCGACCCGAGAGCUGCAGUCAUGAACUGAUUCCCGACGAUACUACACCGAAACGACACGUCAAGGACGUUCACACGCAUAAAUCCUACGACGGGUAUGCUGUGGAGG